Tupaia belangeri chinensis (Chinese tree shrew) is the source of this 1933-nucleotide messenger RNA. RefSeq names its product cyclic nucleotide binding domain containing 2 (gene CNBD2). The record is from RefSeq and is a predicted model, not a curated record. Gene Ontology annotation, molecular function: cAMP binding. The transcript is spliced from 12 exons. NCBI's taxonomy places the organism in Eukaryota, Metazoa, Chordata, Mammalia, Scandentia, Tupaiidae. Gene Ontology annotation, biological process: spermatogenesis. Bases 161 to 1912 code for a protein of 583 amino acids.
CUGGCAUCUGUUGGUAGGGUUUGGGGAGUGGAGAGGAACUUUUGUCUUGCCACUGAGGGAAGCUAUUUGUUUUCAUUGUAUUGGAUUCUUGGGGAGAGAUUUGUUGUCCUCCCCUCAAAAGGCAAAGGGGCGAGUUGUGCCAUUUGCUGACCUAGGAACCAUGAGGAGAUAUAUGGUAUCUCAUAGCUGGCAGCUCCUGAAGACGGAACUGGGGCUGUACCAGCUCGCCAUGGAUAUCAUAGUGAUGAUCCGAGUGUGUAAAAUGUUCCGCCAAGGCCUCAGGGGAUUCCGGGAAUAUCAAAUCAUUGAGGCUGGUCACAGAAAGCACCCUAUCUUCUCCUUCUGGGAUAAAAAGAAGAGGGGACGGAUCACCUUUGAUACUAUGGACUUCAUUGCAGAGAAGGGUCACUUCCCUCCAGGGGCCAUUCAGAUUGCACAGAAGAAGCCUUCCUGGAGGACAGAGCGUGAGAUCCAGGCUCUCUGUAACCUCUUGCAGGUUAUGGAUAGCUACCGGAACUACUCAGAGGCCUUGCAGCUUCUCCUGGCCAAAGUCAUGCGCUUUGAAAGGUUUGGUCGCAGGCGUGUGAUCAUCAGGAAGGGGCAGAAAGGCAACAGCUUUUACUUCAUCUACCUGGGCACAGUCGCAGUGACUGAGGAUGAGGAUGGCAGCAGUGCCUUCCUGGACCCCCACCCGACAUUGCUGCACAAGGGUGGCUGUUUUGGGGAAAUGGGCCUCCUGACUGCUUCAGUAACGAAGUCCACUGUGGUCUGUAUGGAAGAAACGGAGUUCUUGGUCAUUGACCGGGAGGACUUUUUUGCUAAUAAGCUGGAUCAGGAAAUUCAAAAGGAUGCUCAGCAUCAGUUUGAAUUUUUUAGGAAGAUGGAUCUAUUUGAAUUGUGGUCGGAUGAGAAGCUCUGGCAGCUCGUAUCCCUGGGAAAAGUAGAGAAGUUUGCACAUGGGCAGCUGAUCUCAGAGGACUUCACAGAGUCUCCCUCCAUCUUGUUUAUCUGUAAGGGCAGCUGUGAGAUCCUAAGGCUGAUAAACCUUGGGACCUCCCCUUCCUACUAUAAGUGGAUCUGGCAGCAUCUGGAACUACUAGAGGACAGGCCUCUGAAGUCCAGCCUACAUGAACCCUCUCCUAUGGAGAGAUUUAGGGAAUUCCAAAUCAGAACAUACCCUCUACAGGACUUCAGCGCUUUGAAACUUGUACAUCUCGGGAAAGCCUUGGAGCAACAGGGGACAAGCUUUGAGAGGACGGUCAAGACCUCAGAAAGCAGUCUCCCAAAGAUGUUGGGCCCAAAGAUCAAGUCCAAGAAUGUUAAUUUUAUCAACCGGUCCAUGAUCACUACCAAGUUUAGGGAGAUCCCCAAGGAGGCUGCAGUAGGGACCUACAUCAAAAUCCACACUGUGGAGGAAGGUGAAAUUUUGGGCAUUCACCAGGCCAUCCUCCCAGAGGACCAGCGUGACACCCGGGCCUUGAUCCUCUUGAGCCUGGGAACUGAGGUGAUACGGGUGAGGAAAGAAAAAUUUUAUGACUUGAUUGACAACGAGAUAAGAGGAAAGUUGUCAAGUUGUGAAAUUCAGUAUCCCAGUGAUGAAGAAAUGUGCCAGAGUUUCCUUAAGGAGAACAGCUGGAACAUCUUUCGGAAAGACCUGCUGCGGCUACUGGUGAAGCCUCGCCAAAGUCCGCCACUCACACCACUCCGGCCCAAGAAGAAAGGGAUCUAUAAUCCGAAAGCUCUUAUCUUGGAUUUGUGUAGCAUCGACAAGAAGACUAAACUUCAACAUCCCAUUUUUAUGGCAUCCCAAAAGCUCCUUCCCCCUCUGAGGAUUGUCCAAACCAUCACGGCACCCCGGUACAAAAUUCAAGAACUCCUGCCUCAGUAUAAGAAUGCAGGAGUCCUUGUUUAGAACCAAUAAAGGAUGGGUUGG